UAAAUAGGGUCAAAGUGCAAAAUUUAAACCCCCAUAAUUUCUACAUUUUCAUAGACAGAUUUUUUUAACAUUUUUUCCAUUUUCUUGACACUUAUGUUUCUCUGGGGCGCGAAUUCUGAAACAUCUUUUACACCUUUGAAAACAGGGUAAAAAUCUUUAAAAAAUGUGUGCUGAAGGGUGAAUAAUACCUUAAAAUUAUUAGACAAGCAUGUCUUAGCACUAUUGUUAUCAUUAUUGUGUCUUAAGCCUAUUUAUUUAUGAAUUAUGAUCCAAACAACCUAACCUUGAAAAAAUGACAUUUGUCUGAAAGCCGGUUUUAUUCAAUUUUACCACUUUAUUGCCUCUUAUCGCUAUGUGAACCGGUCCAAAUCAGUAAAAUGAGUAUUGUAUCAAAAUUGUGCUUGACCGUUUUUGAAAUCGUAAACGAGCUCUACAUUGGGGUUGGAGCUGGGGUUGUGGGGCUAGCAGUCUUGAUAAAUCACGGUUACAAGACCAAUCAGCUGUUGAGGACCCUCACCGUCUCUGCAGUAUCCUUAGGAAGCCUCAUCUACGUGUUCCAAAGUUCGGCCGAAUUGAAAACCCCGAGUUUGAAACAAAUUAUUCUCAUUUCUGGUUGCGACUCGGGUUUGGGGUUCUCCCUCGCGAUCCACGCCGCGAGGAUUGGGUUCACCGUCGUCGCCGGCUUUCUGGACCUGGAAUCCCCGGGGGCGAAGGAAAUCAAGCAGUUUCACCGGAAGAUAACCCAAAUUCACUUAGAUGUGACAAGCAAAGAGAGCAUUUUUGUGGCUGUUGAAACGAUAAAUCAGUACCUGAAUAGCAACCCGAGCUAUGAGUUCUACGCCCUUGUUAACAACGCCGGGGUUAUGGUUUUUGGGGAAUUCGAGUGGCAAACUGAAAGACUGAUCCACCAACAAGUCCACGUCAAUUUAAUGGGGACUAUGAACCUCUCACGGGCUUUUAUCCCGCUCCUCAGGAAAUAUCACGGUAGGAUGAUUAAUAUUACAAGUCAUUGUUCCUUCACUUGUCUCCCUGGAUUGGCAGUUUAUGGGGCCACCAAAGCCGGGGUUAAGGCCCUCAGCGACGGUUUGAGGAUAGAAUUGGGGAAAUAUGGGGUGAAAGUGGUGAUGCUCACCCCUGGGUCUUUUAUAACUCAAUCGAAUAUCAUGGCGAAGCACCCUGAGCACGUCCAUGAGAUGCACCGGGGGUUCACUAAGGAGCAGAGGGGCUUCUAUGAGGACUAUUUCCAGCGGUACCAUGCGUAUUUACUCGGGAUUACAGCGCCUAAAAUCCCUAAACCGAUCCAAGACCCCACUUUGUAUCGAAAAUUUGAGGAGGCUUUGUGUCUGGAAGCCCCAAAACCGGCCUACAAAGUCGAGCCUUUUCGCUACGCUUUUUACCACUUUUUAUUCAAAAUAAGUCCCACGCCGUUGCGAGACUUCUUCAUUGUGAAAUUUAUGAACAUGCCUGAAUAUCACAUGACUCAGAUCUGGUAGUUUUAUGCCAAAUUUUAUUUUAUUUUAAUAAAAAAACACGAUUUU
Tribolium madens (black flour beetle) is the source of this 1538-nucleotide messenger RNA. RefSeq names its product D-beta-hydroxybutyrate dehydrogenase, mitochondrial (gene sro). NCBI's taxonomy places the organism in Eukaryota, Metazoa, Arthropoda, Insecta, Coleoptera, Tenebrionidae. The transcript has 3 exons. The coding region runs from base 378 to 1493 and encodes 371 amino acids. The record is from RefSeq and is a predicted model, not a curated record. Gene Ontology annotation, molecular function: oxidoreductase activity.